Molecule: messenger RNA, 3247 nt
Organism: Bemisia tabaci
Lineage: Eukaryota; Metazoa; Arthropoda; Insecta; Hemiptera; Aleyrodidae
Gene: Hip14
Product: palmitoyltransferase Hip14
Molecular function (GO): protein binding; palmitoyltransferase activity
Source: RefSeq, a predicted model, not a curated record
CAUACUGUGUUGGUUACUUUACUCUUUUAAUGGUUCCUAAAAAAUGAUAAUUAUUCUUAUGAUGGCAUUUUUUUUUCCCUCGCGUGUUAACAGUAGUAUUCCAUUUUUAGGAAUUUAGCCAAUAGUCUUCAUCUUUUUGAAGUUAUGUGAUUAAUUUUCUCAUGCUUUCAAACUGAAUCUGUGUUCAAUAAUGUCAAUAGAGGUCUGCCUUCUGCUAACUUGUUGUACCCCCUUUCCUAAACAACUCACAACCCUUUCACCAAAAAUUUAUGUUAUCAUGAUCAACCCCCGAAGUUCACUCUUUGACAGUAAAUGGUGAAAAUCGUAUUAUUUAAUUGAAUCAUGCAUCCAGAUUAUAACCAUUCCUGUAACCCGAUUGGGCACUGCAGUCAGCAUGACAACUGCAAGCCAUCCAUGUACUACAGAGGUCAUGUGGGCAAUGAAAUGCCGCAAGAAAUAUUUCCAGAAUCUGUUGCCUCUUCAAAACCUGUUGCAAAUGAUAAGGACUUCAGCACCUUCGAUAUUGUCAGAGCAACUCAAUAUGGUGCUCUAGAACGGUGUCGUGAGCUGGUUGAAGCAGGGGCAGAUGUGAACCAGCCAGAUAAUGAAACGGUGACAUUAUUACAUUGGGCAGCAAUUAAUAAUAGACAAGACAUAAUCCGAUAUUAUGUUUCAAAAGGGGCAAUUGUUGAUGCUGUUGGUGGAGAUUUGCUGGCUACCCCUCUACACUGGGCAUCAAGGCAGGGACAUCUUGGAAGUGUUGUUACCUUGAUGCAGUAUGGUGCAGAUCCAAGAAUUCAAGAUGCAGAAGGUGUUUCCUGUCUACAUAUUGCAGCUCAGUUUGGACAUACAGCAAUCGUCGCCUAUUUUGUAGCAAAAGGAGUUGAUUUAAAUCUACCAGAUCGAACCGGAAUGACUCCUCUCAUGUGGUGUGCCUACAAAGUUCUAAGCUUGGAUCCGACAAGAUUACUUUUGACUUUCGGUGCAAGCACAACCAUUCAAGACAACAUUUAUGGUAACACUGCUCUUCACUGGGCUAUAAUAUCCAAAAACCACACAGCAAUCUCAACUCUAGUCACCCAUGGAGCAAAUUUAGAAAUACCAAAUGCUCAGGGAGAGACAGCUUUAUCAUUGAUAGAAAAUCAGAAAGCAGCUCCUUGGUUUGGGAAAAAAGUCAUUGAAAAAGUGAAUGAAUUAGUGAAACAAAAACGAUCUCAAAGUUAUAUUGAAAAAUAUCUUAAUGACAAAAGACUUAGGUUUUGGUGUAUGGUCUCUAUUCCGUUCAUAGUAUUUUAUGCUGUUGGAACCAUUCUCCAGUCAAACUUAGUCUAUAUAUCGAAAGUAGCUUUAAUAGUCUGUGGUUAUAUCAUGAUCAGUUUUAUUGGUCGUUAUAUCUGUGAUGAUCGCUUGAUGUUCUACCUACCAAUCUCAAUAUAUCUUGCUACCAAGUUUUGGAUGUAUGUGACAUGGUUGUUGUGGAUCUCAGCGGCCGUUGAUUUUUCAGUUUCAUUUCUAUUUCUAGCAACAUCAUUUCUUCUUUGGUAUAAUUUUUUAAAUGCAUGGAGAGGUGAUCCAGGAGUCAUCUACAGUUCCCAGGAUCAAAAAUACAGGACAAUUAUUGAGCUGGCUGAAAGAGGAGGGUUUGAACCUCGACUUUUUUGCAGUACGUGUCUCGUUCGCAAACCUAUCAGAUCAAAACAUUGCUCUGUUUGUAACCGCUGUGUGGCAAAGUUUGAUCAUCACUGUCCUUGGAUAAAUAACUGUGUUGGUUCAGAAAAUCAUCGAUUCUUCGUCGGUUACUUAGUCAUGUUAGUUGUAAUGUGCUUUUUUAUACUCUUUGGUACGGUUGUAUUUUGGAAGAAAUUCUGCGAUUAUGAUGUCCUUGUUGACUUAAAUUUUUUUGAAGUUCUCUGGAUGAUGGGUCGAUGCGACGCGUGGCUCGCCUGGGUCGCUUUAAAUGCUUUUGUCCAUUCUUUUUGGGUCCUUAUGCUUCUGUCAUGUCAACUGUAUCAGAUAUCAGUCUUGGGUAUGACAACAAAUGAAAGGAUGAACGCCCCUCGUUAUCGUCAUUUUGUAACAGUUGGAUCAAAAGUUCGCAGCCCAUUCCAUCGAGGUUACCUUCAAAAUAUUGUUGAUGUGACUAAGCUAGAAUGUUUUGGCCUUGCUCGUCCUGAUCCGACGGACUGGAGGACCAAAUAUGAGUUCAGCCAAACAAUCGAACAGGAGCCGCUUUUGUUUUCUAAAGAUCUACACGAUGUUUAAACUUUAGCAUGGUAGUUGCCACAGCUUAUUUGGAACCCUGCCAGUAGAAUAAGCUGAAUGACAGGCUCAGCUAGCAGAGCUUGCAGCGUUCAAAAGUGGUUCAAACCAUCGCUUGAUCUGACAAGCAAAUGCACUUGACAUGAAGAAUUUGUUUUGCUGUUAGUACUCCUUGUGAGGUAUCUUUUUUCUUGACAGAAAUAUUUUCUCUCUCUAUAGAUGAGAGAUUUUCUUUAAAACUUUAUAAGACCAUGUUAAUUACUAACCUAUUUUGAAAGUCUUACUACCCAUAUGAAUGAUUCGAUUUGUGUGUGUUUUUUUAUGUAUCAUUAUAUACCUUGAACUUUAAUGUGAACUAAGUCUUAAUAUGGCACAUCAUUGGUGCAGUGUUCCCUUACUUUUGUAGGAUUUUUAAUGUUUUUACAGGCCAUAGAUUGCACAAGUUAGCAUGAAAGUUGGGCGAAAAUUUAUGCAUGAAAAAUCAAUUCAGGAGAAAACGUUGAUAUUUCUUAUCCACUUUCUCCCGAUCAUGGAUAAAGACUUUCCAAUAAAAUACUUGUCAGUAUUUGAAGCAAUAAGUUACAAUCAGUUUUUUUUGCCAAUAAAUUGUGUACAUUCCAAUUUAAUCAGAUAGUUUUGAGCCGCAAACGUGUCAGUUGAAAAAAUUAAGUAGUUUUUCAAAAAACUCCAUUAUUUGAACCAUUAGCUUUAAACCGAUGUAAAGGUUCAGUUUAACAUAUUUGGACAUGUCUUCUGUGAAAUGUCUGUACAGUUCUCCUCUGAACAAUGGUGCUAAUAUCUCAACUUUGAGUUCUCCAGCAUCAAAAUCCUUUUUCCUGUAAAUGCUCAGAAAUUAUAAGUGAACGAUCCAGUGCUGCUGCCUCUCAGCAAGUUCAAGUCCUUUUUUAGAAAGAGAAUGUUUGGAUCCCAUGUCUCAUCAGUCUGAGAUGUGGAUGAGGCCAUAAGCGUUUGAUUGUUUUUAUCAUGG